Molecule: messenger RNA, 2550 nt
Organism: Theileria parva strain Muguga
Lineage: Eukaryota; Apicomplexa; Aconoidasida; Piroplasmida; Theileriidae
Gene: POP1
Product: Ribonucleases P/MRP protein subunit POP1 family protein
Exons: 10
Coding region: 57-2534 (825 amino acids)
Biological process (GO): tRNA 5'-leader removal
Cellular component (GO): ribonuclease MRP complex; nucleolar ribonuclease P complex
Source: RefSeq, a predicted model, not a curated record
AUUUUUUAUUAUUUUUCCAUAAAAAUGUUUUAGCUUUUGUAAAAUAGUUUAAAGGGAUGGAUUCUGGUGAGAAUCCUCAGUUGUUCUCCGGAAAGAAUCCGGGAGAUGUUAAAAAGUUGGAUAUCAUAAAUGUGAAGAAAUUUGUUCAAUCUCGGGCCCAGGAGAUAGAAGAAGUCUUCACUUUACUUAAGAAAAAUGACAGACAGCAGCGAAUUUUCCAAAAACUACCCUUUGUGAUGAGAAGAAGAGCCAUGUCUCACAAUCCUUUCAAGAUUCCUAAGAAUAUCCGGGCGCACAUUCUCAGAGAAAUGGCUAAAAACACUCCAAAAGUUUCUAAGAGGAUUAGAAAGGAUAGGAGACGAAAGCUGAAUAGAUUAGAAGAAUAUCAACAAAGAUGUAGCAGGAAUAAGUGGCUUGAAACACAUUUAUAUCAUGCAAAAAGGUUUAAAAUGGAUAGUGUUUGGGGUUACAGGUUGGCGAUUACACCAACUCAGAAAUCAAAACGACGUUUUUUACGUUAUUUGAAGCAUAAAUGUGUUAUUCACGAUAGGUCCUACGUGGAGGUUAUAUCAGUCUCUGGUGACUUGGACCAAAUGAAGAAAACAUUUAAAAAUGUUUUUUCUGACUCUUUUCUUAUGUUCCAAGACAUUUAUACCACUGGUGCUACCAGAGGAACAUCAUUCUGUUACUCAGACCAUGGAGAUUGUGAGUCAGAUGAUAAUCCAAAUCAGAAUAUGUUAACGAAUUUGAUAGCCCCUGUAAAUUACAUUUGGUUGCCCCCAAAAGGUCAAGUAAGGACAAUUUGGUUAUUUGUUCAUCCAAUCUCAAAAUUAGAGCUGUACAAUAUAUUGUUAAAGGAUGAAAAUUUGAAAGUUCAAAAUGUUGAUAAUUUGGUAAAAUUUGAGCUUUUUGGGCCACUUUCACUAUUGUUAUUAAAAAAAGUUUUAAAAGUUGACCCCAACUAUUCAGUAUCCAACAGGCUAUGGUCAUCGAUUUCUGUUGAUACUAGUACGGGUUCACCCAUACACGGAAUUAAUUGUCAUUCUUUUGUAUUACCUCUUUCAAUUACAGUACCCCAGGUAUUUGGUACUAGAAUACCAUUUGAUUUAUCAAAAGCAAGAUGUGCGAAUGAGAAGUUAAAAGUUCAACUCCCUCUAAAUGAACAAGAGAAAGAAGAUUUAAAUAUAGAAAGAUUAAGAUUUUAUGAUCAUAAAUCUGAAAAUAAAGUGUUAAACGGGAAUCCCUUACCAAGAAAUAGGAAAAGAAAAGAUUAUUCCAAACUUAUAGAUAAAUUAUUAGACUCUAUGAAGCAUCCUAAUAAUACCACAAACAAGAUAGAAAAUGUUGAUAUCACUCGAAUUGGUGAUAUCAAAGAGGAGGAAGUGGAUGAAAAGAUGCAAUCGGCUAAAAUACCAAUAUUGGUAAUAUUCAGGAAUUCGGACCCUUGUGGAGUAGAUUUACUGAUACCACCAAACAGUAACUCAAACAAGCUUUGGAUAUUACUUAAUCGAUUUGGUGGGUUAAGUAUAGGAUUGGAUGAAAGAAGGCACUUGAUGAACCAUUUCCAGAUUCCCUCAUUCCCUCAUGAUUUCCCAGAAACAGAAUUAGGACAACUUUACUACAAAAACCUGUUCAAAACUGAGUCUAUGAAGUAUGCAAUGAGGCCUGCAAACAAGAGAGUGAAUUAUUCAUUCCUGGGAGUAGACAACGCAUUUGUAUUACCAGUAAAUUUGGAGGAGCAGAAGGUUAACUUUUCUCCAGACCUACCUGUUUCAAACCUGAAAACAACUCAGCAGUGUUUGUUCAAGAGCAGGCAUCUUCUGUUAACCUCGCUUUGUUCAGGGUUAUAUCACGAACCAGGAGAAAAGAGUUUAAAAGUACUUAGACUUAGUUACUUUUGCAACAACUCUCAUAAUCUUUAUGUCCAAAGAUUGUUAAACAAGUUACUUAAUCGGAAUAAUCUGGAAGAAUUUAAAAAAACAAUAAAUGAAGACUAUUAUGUAACUGUUAAGCUAGAAUCUUCCAAAGGAUCGCUUAACUUUUUGACAAGAUUGUAUGAAGUUGAGUUCAAUGAUUUAAAUACGGUCGAUUCAGAGGCAUUCAAGGCGAUUUUCUGGAGAAAAAAUCAGGAAAUUAGAGGUUAUAUGAGAGUAAAAGAACCAUUUCACAGAGAAUAUAAAAUGUCAAAUUUAAAGAACAUGUUAGAGGCUAUGAAUUCAAAACAACUAAAUCAAGCAGUUGUUCAGUCUACUUUGGAUCAAUUAAACCACCAAGGGAUGGUAAAUUCAAGAAAGUUAAUGGGAUUCAUAACAUCUAAGGGCUUGGUAGAUACUGGAGUUGGAUGUGUAAAAUUAAGUCAGUUUAUGAAUAGCUUACAUAUUUGUUUGGAACACCUGAAGGAUGAAAAUAUUAAAGUGAAGACUAGUUUGGAAAAUUUAAGGGUGCCGAUUUGGUUUAGAGAUCGAGGAUCAAGAGAAUAUUACCUAGGAAUAGCUUCUUUACUGUUUCACGAUUCCCUGACUGGGAUAUUUUAAUUUUUUGUCUGAGGAA